GGACUUCCUCCCGCUUCCUCUUUCCGCCAAGGCUCGCCACAGCCGCGAACAGCUAGCUGACGCUAGUCGCAAUUCAUUCAAAAACGAUACCUUUCCCGGAAUUUGAAGCAUCGGACGAAAAGGUUGGCCAUCCAAGGCUUUCGUAACUGUUGGUCAGGUUCAACAAUCUAAAAGGAACGCUUGAAAUGAAGAUCUGGACGUCAGAACACACGUUCAACCAUCCGUGGGAGACAGUUGCCCAGGCUGCAUGGCGGAAGUACCCUAAUCCAAUGAAUCCUGCUGUGGUCGGCAUUGAUGUUGUAGACAGACAGGUACACAACGGUGUCCUCAAGAGUCACCGCCUUAUCAGCACAGCGUGGGGAUUUCCUGCGUGGGCACAGAGGAUUCUGGGUGCCGACCGAACCUGCUAUGCUAGCGAGCACUCUGUGGUGGACCCUGCACGGCGUACCAUGACUAUGCUGUCAAGAAAUCUGACCUUCUGUAAUGAGAUUUCCAUUGUGGAGAAACUUACUUACACAGAACACCCUCAGCAGAAGGGCAGCACGUUAAUGACACAGGAAGCAGUCAUCACAAUCAGAGGAGUGCCUUUGAGCAGCUACUUGGAGGACUUUGUAGCCAAAGCAAUCUCUUCAAAUGCUGGGAAGGGACGCUUGGCUAUGGAAUGGGUUAUAGGUCGUAUGAGCCAAGAAGUACAAGAACUGACAAGCCGUACUGUGAAGAGUGUUGACGGGAUCAUCACAUCAGCUGCCAAGAAAAGUAUGGAUGACUUGAGCCACUUGACUGCAUCAGAGCCACAUUACCAUUUCAAGAACUGACAUUGGGCCUUAGCUAACUGUAUGUUUUUAAAAGGAAGGAGCAAGACACCAGAUUAGGAAACUUAACCAAUUGAGGACAACUGGCUGAACAGCCAUUUGUUCUAUCUGUGCCAGUGUGGGCGUGAUGAUGGAAGAGCUGAUGAUGGAUGAUGGAAGAGAGGUUAGAUGUCUUUAGGUCUGCAGUGUUUGUGAAGGUUUUUGACCAAUUUCCAUCUUGGUGUGCCCACGCAAAGGUUGUGCAUUUGUCAUACAUGUACAAUGUUCUUGAUGUAUGUUGCAUUCAAGGGAGCACAGUGCGCACAUGUACAGCUGUGUUACGUGUUGACAGGGACUGUUUUGUCUCUGUUGAAAUGGCAGGGCAGACUAUUUGGCUGGCAUUAGUGCGUGCAGUUCAGUGCAUUUUUGUAGCUCUCCAGACUGUCUAUUUAUAUGUGUGGAUCUGCAGCAGUGACUUCUUUUUUUAUACCAUCUGGAAGUGAGUGGAUGCUGCUCUGUAUACGAGCCUCACAUUAUUUAAUGGCAUUUGCUUGUAUUUUUAAGCCAUUUGGUUUAAUCAUACAGGUCUCUCUCAAUCUGAAGCUAGUAAACUCGCAUUCUUGUUUGGCUGAAAGAUGUUUUUUUCCUUCAAAUUGAAAAUCGAAAUUCUGAUUAAAGAUUGCUGAUAAGGACAGUCAGGCUAGAAAUAACUGGUAUCUCACUUUACUAUAGUACCAAAGUUAUAGCCUCUGGAACAGUUUUGCUACAGCAAAUUGGAUAGAAGUGCACUGGUCUUUUGCCUGUACUGUAAUGUACGCUUUGUGUGUGUGCUGUGCCAGCUGCAUGUUAUUUAAUGUUUGUGAACAUAGGCAUUCAGUUUUAUUAUGUAAUAGAAUAUUUUCUUUUUUGCCAGCACACUUCUUGAUUUUCACUUAGGGAACCAUUUCAUUUAUUUUAACCUUUGCAGUCCACUUGUGCAAUAUUUAUGCACUAGAAAUCCUGGUAUGUUUUUCUGCCAUAUGCAGAAAUACUGCUGUUCAUGCAUAUUGCAUUUUUAUAGGUGUCUCCAGGUAACGCAUGUUGCCGCAUAAUGUGUGAAUACGCUCGUACCUGUAAAUUAUGCUUCCUAUGGUAAAUUAUUUAAUUUUGCAGAUUGAUUUGGAUUGUGCAUUAGUCGUUUCUUUUUUUUUCAUAAUCGUGCUGCAGUUAUAGUUACGAAGCUUUCUUGUUACUUCAAUAUUAUUCUUUUAAAUAUUGAAUGAACUUUUGUUAUUUGCAAAAUCAAGCAUUAGACUAAAAUAUAUACCUGCUCAUAUGCGAAAAUAAUGCAGUUAUAUACAACUGUGUAUGAAUAUUUUCUUUAGCUAUAUACAGUAUCUCUCCAUUAAAGAUAAAUGUAGAUCUGGUUGAUGGGUAGAGAGCUUGAGUAUUGGGACUCUUUAGACGCCAUGUGGCAGGCGUUUCAAUCAUGUAGCCUCUGGAAACCUUGUGUCUGACUCGCAUUGUGCUAUUUGGGUAUUCAGAACCUCCUUGACCAUGUCAUAGGCCUGCAAAAGCCAGGUACCACAUCUGUAGCUCGAUAGUGCUUGUCUGUCGAAGACCUUUGCUGUAAGGAGCCUCAUAAAGCUUUGGUGUACAUGUUACAGAAUGCAUUCUGUCCACCAGUUUUAGUAAAAAUCCGAAAAAUUCUGUGUGGAGAGUGUAUAUAGCCAAAUAGCAGCAGUAAAAUUUGCGAGCACAGUUAUGUUGUCAGUGAAAAAAAUGUGCCACAGUUGUUCUGCCGUGUUCGAGCAGUUUUUUGAGGUGACAAGCUUUUGUGAAAGCAUAGUUAUGGUAACGCAGACCCUCACUUUUAGCCAGAAAUCUUGAGGAAGGUGUGCAGGCAUAGGAAUUCAAUUUGCUGCAAUUGAAGACACAAGUGUGACUGCCACUUUCACUAGGUCUUUCAGAUGUGAUUAAGCAGUCCAUCGCACAACUGCACUCUUGUCAGCUGUUGGAUUGCUGCAUACAUUUCUCGUUCGUACCUGUCAAUCGUGUGGCCUAACGCUUUUACUGUUUUGCUCCUGCAAAGUUAUCAGUCUUGGAGCAUAGUUUCUGGUAUUGUGGUUUCUUGGUGCUGAUGUGUUCGACUGUGGCAUGUGUUGUUGCAGGGCUGUGUAUGAGUUGCGUCCAGUGUUUUGACAUUGGUUGCUUGCUCAGCCUUGAAAUGUACCUUAGUGUAAGUAAUGUGGGAUCAGCCAGUACCUUGAGAGAUUCUUCCACUCUUGCUUUAGCAUACUAGAUGUAGGAGACGGAGAGUGUGCAUGCGUGCAUUUGCUCCGGGAACAAAUUAAACAGGCUAUUUUUAUAAUGACCUGAACUUUUCAACAUUUGGUGCAAACCACACCUUGAUAUGUACUAUACGUGAGACCAGCCAUGUACUGUACAGUAUUUAAUUCUCUGGAUUAGGGUUUUUGUCUACCAACUGAAGGUUUAAAAAAGCAAGUUAAAUGCUGUAAACAAUUUGGUAUGAAUAAAA
Molecule: messenger RNA, 3309 nt
Organism: Rhipicephalus sanguineus (brown dog tick)
Lineage: Eukaryota; Metazoa; Arthropoda; Arachnida; Ixodida; Ixodidae
Gene: slmo
Product: PRELI domain containing protein 3B
Exons: 6
Coding region: 186-815 (209 amino acids)
Biological process (GO): phospholipid transport
Cellular component (GO): mitochondrial intermembrane space
Molecular function (GO): phosphatidic acid transfer activity
Source: RefSeq, a predicted model, not a curated record